UCGCAUACCAACUGUGUGUUUCAUACUUCCUCAGCAAGGAAAACCAAUUCUUCUUCAAUAAAAUACAAUUGAAUCAGUCAACCUAAAAACCCUAAUUCAAUCAACGCAGCAGAGAAGAGUUGGUAGCUGUACCUGUAAUCGCCAUGGACGACGAUCAAAUUCCGGUGCUACAUCUCGGCCAAUUGAAAGUGGUAUCGGCGCUAGGUCGAGGAGCCAGGGGCGUUGUGUUUCUGGUACAAGAUCAGUCAUCCAAUGGUGAAUUGUUUGCUUUGAAGACGAUUUUGAGAGCUUCCAUUACAAAGAAACUUAAGAAGACGACGGAUAGCGGUGGUUGUGAGUGUAAGCAAGGUUUCUUUGAGCAGGAGGUGUUGCGAUUGUCACAACAUCCAUUGUUACCGAAACUCCGUGGUGUUUUGUCCACUGAGAGUAUCGUUGGCUACGCCAUUGAUUAUUGUCCUGGACGUGAUCUCAAUUAUCUUCUUAAGAAACAAACGGAGAGAAUGUUUUCCGAUGAUACAAUCAGGUUUUAUGCUGCAGAAUUGGUAAUUGCAUUGGAGUAUCUUCACGGAUUGGGGAUCGUUUACAGAGAUUUGAAGCCAGAAAACGUAAUGAUUCAGGAAAACGGACAUCUAAUGCUUGUCGAUUUCGAUCUUUCGACCAAAUUGUCGCCUAAAUCUCCAUCCAAAACUCGAUCAUCAAAAACCACGCCGUUACCAAAAUCUGAGCCACCAAUGAAGAACACAAAUCGAUUUUCAUUUUUCCACAAAUGUUGCCGCCCUGCUAUAUCGGCGGAAGACUCGGUACAUCCAACAGAGUCGAUCGACAACUCAGAACCGAAUUGCGACGAGACUCAUCACUCAUUCUCAAAAUCGAACUCCUUCGUCGGAACUGAAGAAUACGUUGCACCGGAAAUGUUACAAGGCAACGGCCAUGAUUUCUCGGUGGACUGGUGGUGUUUAGGCAUUGUUUUGCAUGAGAUGUUGUACGGUAAAACUCCGUUCAAAGGAAUGAACAGGAAGGAGACUUUUUACCAAAUUCUGUCCAAGUCGCCGGAGCUGGUCGGAGAACCGACGCCGUUGAGAGACUUGAUUCGAAAAUUGCUGGUGAAGGAUCCAAAACAGAGAAUAUUAGCGGCGGAGAUCAAGGGCCACGAUUUCUUCCGGGGAGUUGAUUGGGAGAAAAUCUUAGAAAUCUGUAGACCUCCGUUUGUACCUGGACCGUCCGAUAAGGAGGACAUGGAUGUAAAUAAGAAGAUGAUCGAUAUAGAGUCUUUUGUCCAAGAGGUGUUUCAAGUCGAUGAUGACGUCCACGAGAAGGAACGUGAUCAUGCUUUCUUGGUUUUUUAACAAAUAUUGUUGGUGGUAAAAAAACAU
Cynara cardunculus var. scolymus (artichoke) is the source of this 1373-nucleotide messenger RNA. RefSeq names its product serine/threonine-protein kinase OXI1-like. Bases 144 to 1346 code for a protein of 400 amino acids. The record is from RefSeq and is a predicted model, not a curated record. NCBI's taxonomy places the organism in Eukaryota, Viridiplantae, Streptophyta, Magnoliopsida, Asterales, Asteraceae. Gene Ontology annotation, cellular component: nucleus; cytoplasm; plasma membrane. The transcript is spliced from 2 exons. Gene Ontology annotation, biological process: protein phosphorylation. Gene Ontology annotation, molecular function: ATP binding; protein serine/threonine kinase activity.